CUCAUUCCACAGAACAAUCUUGAAUCAAACGUACUUUUCUUCUCGGCCUUCCAAGUUGUAUUCUAUAUUUAAUUACGCUAGAGGUCACCGUCACACAUACAAAUGCAAUUCGCAAGUGAGUUAAAGACAGCAAGAAAGGAUGAAUGAUAAACCUGUAUAAUCACCCACCAUGGCUACAACACCGAUGGAGCAAUGGAGUAUUCGAGAGAAGCUAUGUUUAGCUUCAUCAGUGAUGCGCAGCGGAGAUCAAAACUGGGUGUCGGUGAGCAGAGCUAUCAAACCCUUUAUGGAACCUAACAGACCAUCGGACUGGUUCUCACAAAAGAAUUGUGCUAUACAAUAUUCAGCAAUGUUGGAGGCAGUGGAUACACCCAAGAGGAAGAGGAGUGGUGAUAAGGGAGAGGUGGAGACCCCUGUUGACCUUGUGGUCCGCCGUAUGACCCAGGAAAGGAUCGAAGAACUAAGGCAUCAGAUCUCAGAUGAUCGUAGGAAGUUCAAGCAGCUUCAAGAAGAGAUUCACAACAUACAGAGCGGUCAGUUGGAUGACCAGCUUCCGAAGAUAUGGGCGGAAAUACAGGAAAAGAAGCGUCUAGAAGAAGAAGCUUUAGAAAACAAGAGGUUAGCAGCAGAGGCAAAGGCUGCAGCAGUAGCAGCAGCCAAAUUGAAAGCCAGUUUACAGUCCCCCAACAAGAAACGUCCUCCCAUACGACCUCCAAAGGCCACGCCUUCAAAGCCUCAGACCACAACCACUCCUACAGAGGAGGAGGAGCCUACCGUGGAAUCAGAGCCAAUCAUCUCAGUGGAAAGUUCAGAAGCUGCCCCUAGCAUAGAUGUGGAGCAAGGAAUACCUGAUGAUGACCAGUCUCAGCCUGCAUUACUCUCAUCACUACUCACCACUCAAGAGGAAGAAGAGAAGAAGGCUAAGAAAGAUGGUGGUCAAGCAUCGGAGGCUGUUACAAUAGAUGAAUUCACCCAUAUUUUCUCAGAUAGCAGUAAGACCACACCCCCUAAGGAACCAGAGAAACAGAAACAGCUCACAACAACCAAAGUCAAAGACACCCCUACCCUUUCUAAGCUUCUUCUCCCAUCCCCCCUGUCAGAAAGUGGAACAACCCCAGACAGAGAAGGAGCAGAUGCUGCAGCAGACGAGUCCAUUGUAGAUGAAGGGGAGGAGAUUCUGCCAGAGAAAAAGAAAAAGGAAAAUGAAACGAAAGAAGAUGUUCAAAAAGACGUCCAAAAAGAUAUUGUCGAAGUUGCACAAGAAAAGCUGACAGAGGAGCCUUCAGCGAAAGCAGCUGGAGAUAAGACAACUACAGAGCUCUUGGAAGAGAGUAAACCGGAUCCUGAAGUUCGUAAAGCUGAGUCUGGAGGAGGCAAGCUCCUUCGAUCUCACCAUGAACCUCUUGACAUGGAGCCUGUAUCGCCAGGAACUCAGGGCAAGAUAGAGAAGAAGAGAGGGAGGGGUCGUCCUAGCAACGCAUCCAGGAAGAGUACUAGGACAAAGACUAGACAGGACGAUGAUGACGAAGACACAGUGAUGAGUUUUGAUGAUCUCAAAGACGAGACUAGGAGUGAUGCUGCUGAUUCUGAAGAUCACGAUAGACCAUCAGAGAGUGAUGAUGCAUCUGUUGCCAAUUUGCAGACCUCCCUCUAUAGUGAUUCAUUACCAAACAGUCCAUCUUCUGUGCCACAUAGUGAAGAGGACCAUGCCUAUAGACUGUGGAGGAAGGCCAUUAUGUUGGUAUGGAGGGCUGCUGCAAGCCACAAGUACGCUAGUGUGUUCCUCCACCCUGUUACAGAGGACAUUGCCCCAGGUUACUGCAGUAUCGUUCACCAGCCAAUGGACCUUAUCACUAUCAAGAAGAAGAUAGAGAAUGGAACAAUCCGGACAACGGAGGCCUUCCAUCGAAACAUCUUGAUCAUGUUUCAGAAUGCAAUCAUGUAUAAUAGCUCAGACCAUGAUGUACACAACAUGGCAGUCAGUAUGCAGAAUGAUGUCAUUAGCUUUAUAGAGGAAUUCAUUUCAACCCAAUUAAUGGUACAGCAACCAGACUCUUCUAAGGUUUUAAGAGGAAGAGAUACCAUGGCUAGGAGGUCAGAUGUCGGCACAAAGGAUGAGGAAGGUAAAGCAAGGCGUAGUUCAACUGAUCACCAGGAGACAAGUGGGAAGAAGAGGAGGACGAGAGCUGAUGAAUAUUAGACAUUUUUUUACCUCAUAUGGACACAAUCUGCUUCUUCUUGAAGAAGCAACUAUUUCUGUGAAUAUGGUGGAAAUGUCAAAUGAGGAAAGAAAACAAAUAGGUCAUCUACAUCUCACUUGGAGACAAAUGUAGUGAAAGUGAAGGACAGGAGUUGAAGAUUAUUCAAAUUUAUUAAUGUCUGUACAUGGACACUCUACCAUUCAUUUAUCAAUGUAUCUCUCACAUUAUCCCUAAUACUUCAGUAUUUACUUCAGAAGAUCUAUUUAGCAACUGCUUUGUCGUUCAAUGUAGAAGUUUCAUCGUACAUUUAUAUUUCGUGUGCAUAUAUUUGGUCGUGAGAAGGACCAUCCACACUCAAUGUUUCAGCACAUAUUUAUGUGCCAUCUUCAUGAGAAUGAGCGAAGCAGGCAGUAUAUAUACUUCAACAGUCCCGUAUGCACAGAGCUUUGAUUGGUUAUGAAAAGUGACUGGUUCAUAGGCAAUGAUUUCUCUUCUUUUUUUUUGGGGGGGGGAAGGCGGGACGAGAUGGCCUCUCCCAAAGGCUCCUGUACAAACUUCAAGGAUGUGGUAUUCCCCUGGAAUCAUAGCAAAUGUACCGGUGCAUCGCUAUCUGUUGGAAUCUUGGUACAAAUCACACUCAUCCCCCCUUUCCUUCUUCAAAGGAAAGAAUGAUUUUGUUUUCUUUCUCCAAGAUAUCUCCUCUCUCAUUAGAGAUGCAGUUGAAGAAUAUAUUAUGGAAAGCAUGUUAUGUUUUCUGAAGAGUAAAUCGAGUAAAGCGAUCACAAGUUUAAAAGAACAAAGUUGUUAUUGUCUAUCCAUUUGAAUUUAUAUCACCUUCCUCUGUGACUUGGCUGGACACUAUUUAACAAUCUAAUCGGAUCUGUAUUCCUAGGGGUAACAUCAUUAUUGUGUUGCUUCUAUUGAUUGAUAUACCCG
Lytechinus variegatus (green sea urchin) is the source of this 3137-nucleotide messenger RNA. Its product is annotated as bromodomain-containing protein 8-like. The transcript has 16 exons. Gene Ontology annotation, molecular function: protein binding. The coding region runs from base 170 to 2200 and encodes 676 amino acids. The record is from RefSeq and is a predicted model, not a curated record. Gene Ontology annotation, cellular component: NuA4 histone acetyltransferase complex. NCBI's taxonomy places the organism in Eukaryota, Metazoa, Echinodermata, Echinoidea, Temnopleuroida, Toxopneustidae.